Messenger RNA from Brassica napus (rape), 1197 nucleotides. RefSeq names its product E3 ubiquitin-protein ligase MARCHF2. Gene Ontology annotation, molecular function: zinc ion binding. The record is from RefSeq and is a predicted model, not a curated record. The transcript is spliced from 7 exons. The coding region runs from base 247 to 993 and encodes 248 amino acids. NCBI's taxonomy places the organism in Eukaryota, Viridiplantae, Streptophyta, Magnoliopsida, Brassicales, Brassicaceae.
UUUUCUUUUCUGAUCUCAAUCAAAUCUCCUUUCAUCAUCUUUUCAUCUCUCUCAAAGCUCAAAGAUCUUCGUCGUCGGCUCUGUAUUUAACACAUAGUGAUGAAUUGAUCGAGACAAUCAAAUAAAUCCUUACCAACACUCUGAUUCGCAGCUAUAGUUCACCAAGCAAAGGCUGAGCGAACUACAAGCAAUGCUUGGCUUCGAAGAAAAUCAUCGAGAAUUGGUUGAAUUCGUAAUGUUCAAGAGAUGCAGUUAGUGCCUAGUGAUGAUGACCGGAGGAACGAAGAAGAGAUUCUAUUCGACGAAUCCACAUCCACCAACGAAAUCGUAGCAGCGGAAAGGGGUGAUCGUGUUGUAGAGAUAGCUGAGAGUGGUGAUGACGAUGACGAUGACGAAACUACGCAUCUCGUUGCUGUAGAUCAACCCCAAUGUCGAAUUUGCCUAGACGUUGGAGGGGAAGAUCUGAUUGGUCCGUGCAAUUGUAAAGGUACUCAGAAGUACGUUCACAGAUCUUGUCUCGACAACUGGCGCUCCACCAAGGAAGGUUUUGCGUUUUCGCAUUGUACAGAGUGUAGAGCUGUGUUCAAACUCCGAGCCAAUGUGCCUCCUGAUAGAUGGUGGUUGAGAUUGAGAUUUCAGCUCCUCGUUGCUAGAGAUCAUGCUUUCAUUUUCAUCACUGUCCAGAUGGUUGUAGCGUUCUUGGGGUUACUGGUUUACAAGUUCUACGGUGAAGAACUACGUGAGAUGUUCGGUUAUGAGGAACAUCCUUAUGGCUUCUACACAUUAGCUGUUUUGGCCAUUGUCUUGGUAGGACUACUUUAUGGGUUCUUCAUCGCAAUUAUAUGUGGUCAAAGGAUCAAUGAGCGGCACUACCAUGUUCUUGCCAAACAAGAACUCACAAAGGAGUAUAUAGUGGAAGACCGAGACUGCAAGAAUGUUCCUGACCUUGACCAGAGUCAUGUAAUGGAACUUAGAAUGUUGGGACUUUAUUGAACAUAAAUAUGAGAAAAGAGUUUGCUGGAUCUAUACUCUUCAUUUCACCUGUAAAUUAUACUCUUCAUUGAUUCUAAGGUUGUUUCAACGAUUCUGUUAAGUGAUUUUCUCGAAGUUUAUUUUAUGUAUACUCUUCAUUUCAACGAUUCUGAUGAAACUGUGAGGUUUACACAGUAAUGUAUUGGAUGAUCAUCUCUUUUUCUU